Messenger RNA from Aspergillus pseudoviridinutans, 576 nucleotides. Its product is annotated as high-affinity Zn(2+) transporter zrt1. The transcript has a single exon. NCBI's taxonomy places the organism in Eukaryota, Fungi, Ascomycota, Eurotiomycetes, Eurotiales, Aspergillaceae. Gene Ontology annotation, molecular function: metal ion transmembrane transporter activity. Gene Ontology annotation, cellular component: membrane. Gene Ontology annotation, biological process: transmembrane transport; metal ion transport. The record is from RefSeq and is a predicted model, not a curated record. The coding region runs from base 1 to 576 and encodes 191 amino acids.
AUGGCUUCCUCAUUUGACCCCAACAAUGUCGAUCUCAGCACAGCGGACCCUGCCCAAGUCGUCUGCUGUCUCUCGGCAUCCGGAAAUAACUACAAUGGUCACCUUGGGGCUCGUAUCUCUUCCAUCUUUGUCAUCUUGGCAGUCUCAACAGCGGCCACGUUCUUCCCUGUUGUCGCGAGGCGGAUUCCAUCGCUGAAAAUUCCACUAUAUGUGUACCUUUUUGCUCGUUACUUCGGCACGGGAGUGAUCGUGGCAACGGCAUUCAUCCAUUUGCAAGAUCCUGCUUACGCGGAGAUCGGUCCGAACUCAUGCGUUGGAAUGACUGGCAAUUGGGCAGUCUAUUCAUGGCCCCCUGCAAUCGCGCUAACGUCUACGAUCGUCAUUUUCCUCAUGGACUUUGGCGCUGAGUUAUAUGUCGAGUCCAAGUAUGGAGUCACAAAGGUGGACCCGGGUACUACCAUUGUGCAGGGGGUUCACGCCUCUGCUGAAGAGUCCCAGACGACCUCAAACAGAGAAAUUUCGCGUGGGAAGAUAUGGGAGGGAAUUUCCCAUGGGGUUACCCUCCCACGCGGCUAG